Molecule: messenger RNA, 1186 nt
Organism: Pseudopodoces humilis (Tibetan ground-tit)
Lineage: Eukaryota; Metazoa; Chordata; Aves; Passeriformes; Paridae
Product: small ubiquitin-related modifier 3
Molecular function (GO): protein binding
Source: RefSeq, a predicted model, not a curated record
AUGUCGGAGGAGAAGCCCAGUAUCCGCCGCAUCCUGCACUUUCCCGUCCAGGAAGGCGUGAAAACCGAGAACGAGCACAUCGACGUGAAAGUUACCGGGCAGGACGGCUCCGUGGUGCAGUUCAGAAUAAAGCGGCACACUCCGUUGAGCAAGCUCAUGAAAGUGUACUGCUGCCGGCAGGGCUUGUCAAUGAGGCACAUUAUGUUCCUGUUUGAUGGACAGCCAAUUAAAGAAGAAGACACACCUGCACAGCUGGAGAUGGAACACGAAGACACGAUCGAAGUUUACCAGCAGCAGACAGGCGGAGGGUGCUAAGACACAGCAUCUUUUGGAGAACAGUUUGAGGAUCCUCAUCACACCUCACUCUCUUGUCUGUGUGCACAAGUCAAAAUAGUAUCUGCAGGGAUUGAGCUGUGUCUGAAUUUAACCAUUUGAAGUUCAGAUUGUGUGUUGUCUGUUGUUAGCCUUUUUUUAAAAUUUAUUGUUUGUAUUUUUUUUUUCUUUCUUUAAACUUGUGGUCUAAGCAUUCAUCCGUGUGUUGGGACACUGAGUGUUCAUUCCUGGCUCUGGUUGGUCUUGCUCUUCUGUUUCAACUCAAAUUAUAUAAAUAGUUCAAUGUAUUUUCAUGCCAAGUGUGAGUGUAAAAGUUUCCUUUUAAGAUGCACCCAAGAGAAGGAACAGAGAUACAGGUUUUAAGUUUUUGGUUCAUAUUAAAAAUUUAAUCAAUCCCUUGGGCAGCAUCACACCUUUGACUGGGGCUAGAACACAAUACAAUGCUUAGAAUAGGAUUUAAAUACUCCAGGUUUACAUGUGUUUUUUCAUAUUAUGAUAAAGUAGGCCAAAAUGUACUUUUUAAAUGCAGAAAUGGUAUUUUUUUUGUCCUGCACUAUUGCAGAACUGGAGGUAGCAGGGCAGCUGGUCCAAAAACUUAAUGCUUGUGAUAGAGUAGCUGUGCUUUUUUGUUGUGCAGCUUUAUAAAAAUCCCAUCACUGAAAUUCCAGCUGUUUGCUGAGGGCUGGGUGGCAUCUGUCACUUUGCCCUGCUCCCUUGACUCUUUCUCUGUGGGCACUGGAAGUCUGUGGCCUCAGGUUUCUUUUGAAUACUUCUUUUUGGUAGAUAAAUUUGGUAAAUGAGGAGGGCAGGGGAAAUGCCUCUUAAUGUCACCAAACUGUGAAGAAGAGCUAGU